Messenger RNA from Penicillium expansum, 1008 nucleotides. Its product is annotated as FAD-dependent oxidoreductase. The coding region runs from base 1 to 1008 and encodes 335 amino acids. The transcript has 3 exons. Gene Ontology annotation, molecular function: oxidoreductase activity. Gene Ontology annotation, cellular component: mitochondrion. NCBI's taxonomy places the organism in Eukaryota, Fungi, Ascomycota, Eurotiomycetes, Eurotiales, Aspergillaceae. The record is from RefSeq and is a predicted model, not a curated record.
AUGACAUCCCAAAGAGAUAACUCAAUUCCUCAUGAGCUGCGUACAGCUGCAGAGCCCCGGCAAAAUAGACUACAUCCAGUGCGACUGUCGCACAUCGAACAGGUCAACCCCUCCGUUCGGCUACUACAGUUCGCUCUACCCCAAGAGAAUAAUGACACUAAUCAACAACCAUUCAGCUUCCUCCCCGGCCAAUGGCUUGAUGUCCAUAUUCCCUCCAUCUCCCAAGCCGGGGGCUUCACUAUCACCUCCACCCCAGCAGAUGCGCAAGUGCUACCGCCACCAGAGGCUUCCAAAGACUCAUUGGCUGGCGAGGCGCUAGAACCGUCUUCAGAGUCUCAAGGGCGCCCACCGUAUGUGGAGCUGGCUGUACAAGACUCUCCAGGCAAUCCAUCGGCCGCAUGGCUAUGGAGACCAAAGGAAGAGAUCCUAGGCAAGGAGCUAAAUAUCCGAGUUGGUGGAAGCUUCAUCUGGCCACCCACUGGAGUCAGUAUCAACGAUGUGCAGAAUGUGGUCUUCGUUGCGGGUGGUGUUGGCAUAAAUCCUCUGAUAUCCAUGCUCUCCCACCUAAACAACAACGAACCCCACACCCCCAACCCAACAACCAUCCGCUUUCUAUACUCCAGCCGUCUACCGAAAAACCGGGAAACAGUAUCGGCAGACGCAGUACUAGACCAGGUCCUGUUUCUUCCGCGUCUGCGCCAGAUAGUCCGAUCUCAAGAGAUUUCGCAUCGGCUUCGGAUCUCGCUAGACCUUUUCCUUACGAACUUGGGCUCAUCGCCUGAUCUGCUCUCAUCUGGGUCUCCUCCGGAUAUCAAAAUCCACCCAAGGAAGAUAUCUGAUCAAGAUCUGCGCUCUGCGGCCGUAGGUACAGAUGGUAAGUUGGAUUCUCGUGGCACGGUAUGCUAUGUAUGUGGACCGCCUGGUAUGAUUGAUUCCAUUGUGGAGAAGUUGGUUGAGAUUCUAGGCGAGGGCGGGGAGCAGCGAGUUUUCUUCGAAAAAUGGUGGUGA